Fusarium redolens is the source of this 285-nucleotide messenger RNA. RefSeq lists its product as uncharacterized. The transcript has a single exon. NCBI's taxonomy places the organism in Eukaryota, Fungi, Ascomycota, Sordariomycetes, Hypocreales, Nectriaceae. The coding region runs from base 1 to 285 and encodes 94 amino acids. The record is from RefSeq and is a predicted model, not a curated record.
AUGAGUCGAAGACACAUUCGACCAGCCCUGUAUCAAACAUCGCAAAUCAUCGACGGUAGUCCACACAUUUUUGCGGGCAACUACAGCCCCCCUACGCAGCCCUUUAACAGUAACAAUGCGACCCUGGAGUACCAAUCUGUUGGGAGUCUUCAGGCCUUUCAGCAGUUCCACGCAACCAUUGGUAGUAGCGAAGUAACAAUCUCAUUAAACUACGGUACUACGAUCAAGGGACCCCUUGACUUCCCCAUUAGCCCUCCAUCUCGAGUUGAUGGCUCGGGAGGUUAG